Molecule: messenger RNA, 5739 nt
Organism: Nothobranchius furzeri (turquoise killifish)
Lineage: Eukaryota; Metazoa; Chordata; Actinopteri; Cyprinodontiformes; Nothobranchiidae
Gene: garem1
Product: GRB2 associated, regulator of MAPK1
Biological process (GO): cellular response to epidermal growth factor stimulus; epidermal growth factor receptor signaling pathway
Molecular function (GO): proline-rich region binding
Source: RefSeq, a predicted model, not a curated record
UCGCUAGCUAAACAAACAUGGCUCUGCUACACUUUCGGAGUACGAACCUUUAUGAUGCGUAGAACAAAUGAAAAUUGGAGCUAUGUAAGGAUUAACAAGAAAUAAGUCAUGUUUGGUAUGACUGUUUAGAUUAAGUUGCUAUAUUAUUUGUGUUGGUAGCUCGGAGCACCCUUUUGUGUCCGUAUUUACACACAGCUAGCUCCAGAGUUGGCUAAUGUGAGCUAACAAGAUGGACCUUGGAACAAUGUUGUACAAUAAUUUGAAAGAUGUUACUUGGAGCUCAACGUCUUUACCUUUGGAUCAGCUUGUCAGUGCAUAUAAAAUGCCCCAAAUCGUCAAACUGGACAGCGGUCAGUUGGUUGAAGGCCUCAGAGACAACGACUACCUCUUGGUUCAUUCCUGUCGUCAGUGGACAACCAUCACUGCUCACAGUUUAGAGGAGGGACACUAUGUGAUUGGGCCCAAAAUAGAGAUCCCAGUGCAUUAUGAAGGUCAGUUUAAGCUGCUGGAGCAGGAUAGAGACAUCAAAGAGCCCGUACAGUACUUCAACAGUGUGGAAGAGGUGGCCAAAGCAUUCCCUGAAAGGGUGUACGUCAUGGAAGAUAUCUCCUUCAAUGUUAAGAUGGCUUCAGGGGAAUGCAAUGAAGACAUGGAGGUUUACAACAUAGCACUAAGCACCGCUGAUGAGCUGACAUUAAUGGGACAAGCUGAGCUCCUCUAUGCCAAGAGCUUCAAGGAAAAAUCAAGACUCAACACUAUUUUUAAGAAGAUCGGGAAGCUUAACUCGAUCAGUAAGAUCGGUCGAAGCAAGAUGCCCUGCUUGAUUUGCAUGAACCAUCGCACAAACGAGAGCGUCAGCCUGCCCUUUCAGUGUAAAGGCCUCUUCAGCACCUGCAGUCCUCUGGAGCUUCAAAUGCAGGACGGCGAGCACACCAUCAGGAACAUUGUGGAGAAAACCCGACUCCCAGUAAAUGUUAUAGUACCCAGCAGUCCGCCCCGCAACCAGUAUGACCUCCACCUCAUUCGGGAGGGCCAUCGCUACAAACUGGUGAAUAUUCAGACGAAGACCGUGGUUGUGUGCUGCAUCCUGCGAAGCGACAAAAUCAUCCCCAUCCAUUUUCCCCUUCACAUGGCCACGCCAAGGUUUAUUGUUCCAGAAGGACUGCUGCUAGGGGAGCUGUGGUCAGAGAGCAUGGGGCAACGCUGGUUCUCCUUCUGCCAGGAACAGUUUGAUAUAGAUGACUACUCUCGAGCCGUCCGAGACGUUCGAACCGACUGGAAUGACGAUGGCAAAAGUCCCAAGAAAAGCAGUGGUAAUGGCAACUGUGGUGGGGGCAGCUCCAAUGGCUGCCCCAGCCACAUGCAGAUCCCCAGCUCUUUAACAUAUGCACGUGACGAACUCACACAGUCUUUCCACCGACUAUCAGUGUGUGUUUAUGGCAGCAAUCUCCAUGGAAACAGUGAGGUCAACUUGCAGGGAUGCACGAUGGUAUAUGGAGAUCAAGCUGUUCUCGGUUCGGAUGGCAGUUAUUCAGAAUCAGGAGAGAACGAUCUGUCGUACCCGCAGCUGCUGGGCAGCACAACCCAACAGCCCUACAUGAACAAGCUGGAUGUUUCCUAUGAGGAGCUGUGGUUGGAUAGCUCCAAAGAGCAGAAAUCCUCCUCAAUUGAAGGAACAAGAGGCCUCAACAAUGGCUGCUCUACUACAGCUGCACUCUCUUACCAGGUCUCAUGUCCUCUUGGUGCCAUAACCAGCUUAGAUGUGCCUCUCACACCUCCACCAGUCCCACCGAAGUCUGAAGCUGUGAAGGAGGAAUGUCGUCUUCUCAACGCUGCUCCACCUGUUCCUCCUAGAAGUAUGAAGCAGCUGCCAUCUUUACCCAUCCAGUUAAAGCCACGGCAGCAGGAUGCACGCUCUCCAAGUCCAACCCUCUCGUAUUAUUCUUCUGGCCUCCAUAACAUUAGCGGAGCAAGUGAUCAAGACGGAGCUGAGAUGGAGGAGCCUACCCAUGUCUGCCACCCUUGUAACUGGAGUAAAUCCAGCUCCACCGAACCCCGUGCUGCUUCACCCUGCUCCAUCCUGCUGCCAGGUGGCAUCUCCCCACGCUUGUCUUGGCCGAAUAACUUCAGCGGAGGAGACUCGAGCUGCACGGAGGAAUUUCUGCCUUCAGGUUGUCGGAGUUACUACAGUUACCCCAGAAAAAGGUCCCCCAGUACCACCAAAACCUGCACACCCAGCCUUGUUGACGCCGAUGGCCGGGAGCACGCCCACUGCACCAAGGAGUUCAGCUCGCAGAGAGCCUCCUUGAACCAGAUCUGUACCAAAUCUUCUAGUUACAAUUCAGAAAUGUACAGAGACAAGCCGAUAGAAGAGUCUGACGCUAAGCAGAGCAUCUCCUGUCCUAUCCUCCCACCAAGAACACUCAAAUCCGACUCUAUAAAGAAGUUAUUGGAUUCACCUGUGAGUGACACCUUUCAGGAAAUGCUAAACUCUUCACCUGUUCAACACAACUCCUCUCCUACAGAGUGGCAGCCACCGCUCAACUUGACUGGUGUUUCUAUCGAAGAGGUGUCCAGAUGUCUGAAGUUCAUCGGCCUGCCGGAUGACAUCGUUUCUCUGUUUGUGUCUGAGAAGAUCGACGGGAAUCUAUUUCUGCAGCUCACCGAGGAGAUUUUGUCCGAGGACUUCAAACUAAGCAAACUACAAGUGAAGAAACUCCUGCAGUUCAUAAACGGAUGGAGACCCAAGAUAUAAAAGUAUAAAACACUAAAUCAUGUUAAGAAGCUACGAACAGCAUGCCCUCAGUAUAUCUGCUAUGCACAUCCACACACAAAGAAGCUUUUUGGAGUCUAAUAUGAACUUUCUUCUGCGUUAAUGAAAUGUGGAGAAGAUGCUGUGCUUGAGUAAUCGCCCACUUAAAGGUGUGGAACACUGAAAAAACACUUUUUAUUGGUUAUUUCUGAAAACCAGUCACUCUAGAGUGUUCAUGCAGGCUGAACAUGAAAAUAGUCUCCUACACCUAUCUCCUGCAUUAGCUUCUGAUAGACGGUGAAACUCUAGGAUUAGAAAAUCCUGACAGAUCUACGUCACACAGUCACUUAACAUUCAUGGACUCACCCAUCUCGACUCAUGACGGGGAAGGCUGUUGUUUAACAUCCAGGAACCAGUAGAGAACGUCUCGGCUAUUAUGAGCUAACUGUUAGCAUUAGCAGCUUCACCACACAGCAGAACUCCUUCAGGCUUGAGUUAUUUGUGGAGAUGAAACAAAAUGUAUUGAUCCAACGAGUGUCCCACACUUUUAAAUGAACAAACAUUUGACACAGUUUUAGUUUAAACCACAGAAAAUUAAGGCUUAUGUUAUUUUACCAAACUGAAUUCAGCAAAACAAAUCUGAAACUUAAAGGAGGUGAGUAUACAGGCACAGUCUACAUUCAAGGGGAAUUUCACAAAGUUGAGUUAAAAUCAUUUUUGCAACGUUUAAUACACAAAAAGCUAUUUAAACAGGUUAGAUGUGAUAAUCAAUAAUGGUAUUUUUCAUUGUAAAAGGUUUCAAAUGACAAGCUCACAUCCACAAAAUGCUAAUCUAUGGCUCCAUGAUGGUUUUUGUGUGUGUGUGUGGUUUUUGUUUCUAAAGGUCAGGGAUGCAACGUUACUGUUUAAAUCUAUAACAUGAAUUUAAUCGGUUUAAUUCACUGCUGCUGCUAACAAAUUGUCUGUUUUUUCUGUGCUGCAGAACAGUCAGAAAUGAGAGGAGCUGUGGCAGUUAAAUAUAUCAAAAAAGAGCUUAAAGAAGCUAUUUUUAAGAACGCAUGUGUGUAAAAAUGAUAAAUGGUACUAUCCUAUCGGCUGCUGACAGCUUCCUGAGCAACAGAGAAACUGGGUUUCAGUCCUGCUAGACUGAUAAGCUGAAAGCUAGCUCUAAAACUUGUUGCUGUGUUCUUAAAACUAUCUUUUAAACAUUUUCUAAAGUUUCGCAGCAGUUCAUCUAGUGUUUCAUAAACCUUUAAAGUUGUUUUUCUGGGCAGAAAUAUGAAGAAAGUGAUAAUUACGCUUAAAUAUAGCCAGUAAAAUCCACGUAAAGAACAAUUUAAUGCAGAACCGACAGUUGAAAAGGUUUAUAAGAUAACAUUUGUGUGGACUGCUGUGAAGUUAUAUAGAUUUGAGCUGUUUUAGGACAGCACCAAAACUUGUCGAUCUCUGCUUUGCUCAGGCUAGCAGUUAGCUCAUCAAUCUGCUCGGAUGUGAACCGUUUCUCCAAACAGAGGCCGUUCAGGAAGCUCUCUGCACAAGAUGAGGUCACGUUUACACAGAAACACACUUCAGGAGGGCCAAAUGUCCGUUUAAAAAGAAAAAGCAAAAUGAACAAAACAUUUUAUCUGAUGGCUUUCCAAUCUUUGUUUUUGAGAACUCAUGAAACCUUCAGCUGAAUCCAAUGACUACAUUUUCUCUUAGCUGCAACAAGAUUAACGCAGAAAACUCGUUAUGCAAGGUCUGGUUUGUGUUUGACGCCUUUUUUGACAUGAUGAAUUCUACCUGCUUUAACUUUAGAUCUCAGACAAAACAGGCCUAAAAAGUUCUGCCCCGACUCUGACGCUAACCGGUGAAACAGACCGCAGUGCCCUUCAUAAAAUACAGUUUAUGCAUCAUGCACUUUGGCAGAUUAUAGAAAAAUAACUGCAGUUGUGGCGGCUAAAUAUAACCCUGUUAAAGUGUCCGUCACAAGUAAAUGCACUACUUUUUUUUCUUUUAAUUGCAAUGGUACUUCUGUUUUUGUGAGAUCGUAUUACAAGUGUCCUCUAAUGCAAGGCAUUUCUCUGCGCCUUAACCCAAAGCCCUUAAGAUGUUUUACUUUAUCUAAACUUUAAAAGAGUCAGCCAGUUUGACGAUGUCAGACAUCGAUACACACACUGAAGAGGCACUGAAGCUAAAACUCGGUGGUUUGUUGUUUAAAGUGCCAUUUUGUAACGAUUUUCUGUUGAUGUGAUUCAGAAUUGACCCGUUUCUGUUUUAAGAUGCAGAGCCGAGCUUCACUCUCAGCGUCUGUAACUGGUAUCUGGACUGUUUGGUCCCUUAUCUCCUCUAUAAGAACACUUACUGCCAUGGGUUGUUACACUUUUACUUGAUACUUUUAUUCUUUAUGUAAAUAAUUUUUAAUGGAAAAUUACUACUAAUGUUGAGAAUAUUUUUUAUGGAGAAAAAGGUUCAAAUAUCUGUUUUUUUACUCCUAAAUGUGGAGUUUCUCGGUCACAUGACGUAUAAUAAAACAUAGCUUCAGCUGUACUGACUGCAGAUUUCCACCAAGUUUGUUCAUAAUAUCCAUGUUUUUAUUGUGCGGUGGCCUUUGUGUGUUCAAAUUAUUUCAUGGCAGAAAAUGUUUUAUGCAAUAACCAUGGCAACUGCAAAAAGACCAUGUGAGGAACAACAAAUUAAUGGAGAGUAUUAUGCUAAAGCAGUCACAGUGUUGAUUUGUGAAUGUGAGAGGAUCCUCUAGCAGCUCUAAGAUCUGAACAAGCGUUUCUAACAACCCACCGACACAGAAGGAUGCGGUGUGUUGGUGCUGGCUCUGGACUGAGGUUUGCUUUAAUUAUGGUCCUUUGUGUCCAAAAACAACAAAAACGGAUUGAAGACUGUGCUGCUGCAUUAAGCAGCAUUACUGAUAAUGUGUUAUGAAGUUAUUGUUCAGUUAAACUGUUGUUUCCCUAUUUUUGACGAUGUAAUCUAUUAAAAAAUGGAUUAAC